AUGCCGCCGGCGGGCGACCCCGUCCACAAGGGCACGCUGGUAUGCGUCGUCCUCAAGGCCAAAAACCUGCCCAACAAGCGGUCGAUUGGCAAGCAGGACCCCUACUGCGUUCUCGCCAUGGGCUCCGAGCAGCAAAAGACCAAGCCCGACAAGCGCGGCGGCCAGCACCCGACCUGGGACGAGCAGCUCCACUUUGAGGUCUACGAGGACAUGGAGGACGCCCUGGCCAAGCGCACCGGCGACGCCGCCCCCAGCGGCAGCGGCAGCAACAGCAACAGCAGCAGCGUCUCGAAAGCCACGGGCUCGGCGGCCAGGUCCAAGGGCGGCAAAAAGGUCCUCAAGGUCUCGUGCUACGCCGACGACUCAAAGGACCCCGAGUUCAUCGGCGAGGGCCUCGUCGACCUCACCGACACGCUCAAGACGGGCGAGUUCGACGAGUGGGUGCCCAUCAAGGCAAAGGACCGCUACGCCGGCGAAGUCUACCUCGAGCUCACCUUCUACAGCGCCGCCGCGCCCCCCAAGCGCAAAAAGGCCAUCAAGCCCGUCGUGUCGGGCAACGACACCUACGGCGGCGCCGGCACCUUCCAGGACAUUGACGACCUCGGCGAGCCGCCCGCCGCGCCCCCCAAGCCGUCGGCCUCGUCUUCGUCCUCUGCUGCCGGCGCCGCCGACAUCCCGGCCUCGAUGCGGCCCGGCGGCGGCCACCGCUCGCAGAUGUCCGGGUCGAUGUCGGUGAGCAACCUGUCGAGCCUGCGCCCGUCGUCGGGCAUGGCCCACUCGGCCACGAUGAGCGACAUUCCCUCGUCGCUCCGGCCCAGCUCGUCGCUCGCCCAGAUCGACGCCUACACGCCGCCCUACGCCCCCGCCAGCAUCGGGCGAGGCUCCAGCCCGGCACCGCCGCCCGCGCCCCAGCACUCGGGCGAUGGCGCGGGCGAGUUUGGCCAGCAGCCGUCGCACCUGCCGCGCCGCAACAGCUUCGUCGCCAACGGGUCCGAGUAUGGCGGCGGCAUGGUGCCCUCGGCCUCGUACUACGGCCACAGCGCUGCGCCGUCGCAGGCGACCAUCGUGCCGAGCUCGUACGGCGGCGGCGGCGGCGGCGGCGUUGCCCUCGACCGGUACGGCACCAUGUCGUCGAUGGCGUCGACGUCUUCGCUGUCGUCGUACGCGCAGCAGCUGCCGGCGUCGGCGACCAUGUCCCACCUCUCGUCGUACAGCGGCAGGCAGGAUCCGGCCGAGCAGCUGAGCCACUCGAUGUCGGCCAUGAGCUUCCACCAGCAUCAGCCGCCGCACCAGCAGCCUCCUCACCACCACCACCUGCCGACGGCUGCAGGUGCGGGCACGGGCGACAAGCCGCUGCCGCCUCCGACGCCCACGCCGGCGUCAAACGCCACGCCGCCCUCUUCUGCGCUCCCUCCGCAGUCGCACAUCUACCAGCAUCAUCCGCAGAUGUCGAGCGGCUAUCAGGCGCAGCCACCACCGCCCCAACCUCAGCACAGCUACACGCCCCAGCCGACCCACGCCCACCUCGGUCCGACGCCGCCGCCGCAUCCCGCGUCGGCGCCACCGACGCACGGCGAGUAUGGCCAGGGCCUUAGUGGCGGGCCACCGCCUCCCGCCGGAGGCAGCCACUACUACGGCGGCGGCGGCGGCGGCGGCGGAUACGACGAGCCUGCUAGGCCAGUCUCGCCUGCCGCGUCGACCUACAGCAGCGUGGCGCCGUCGGUGAUCAACGCGCAGGCCUACUACCAGCAGCCGACGGCGGGUGGCAGCGGCGGCCUGCACCCGCAGCACCAGCCGCCUCGCGCCUCGUCUCCGGCGCUGUCGAGCAGCGCGUCGAUGGCGAUGCCCGUCGCCUCGCCGUACCAAGCGCCGUACGGCUCGGUGGCGAUGGGAGCGGACGGCAGCCUGCCGCCGAUGAGGAGGGCGCCACGGCCGUUGCCGUCGACGCAGCCGAUGAUGCAUCAGUCGCCCGCGGCGGCGACGGCCACACCGCCUCCUCUCGCUCCUUCGCCUGCAAACGGCGGCGUCGGCGGUGGUAGCGCAGUCUACGGCGGGCAGGCGCCGUCGGUGGUCUAUCAGCACCAGCACCAGCAUCAUGGGGCCGCUGCUGGGCCGGGGUCGGCUUCGGCGACGACGCCAUCGGCACCUUACGCUCCGCCGUGGGCUCACCAGGCUGCACCACCUCCCGGUCCGCCUUCGCACCACUACCCGCCCUCUUCUGCUCCUCCGUCUGCACCUGCGCCAGCGCCGACGACGGCACCGCAGUGGACGCAGCAGCAGCCGUCGUACCUCCAGGGCCAUCCGCACCAACAUCCGCCGCCGCCGCCGCAGCAAUACGACGCGGGUCCACCGACAUCGUCCUACCCGUACCAGCACCACGGAGCGGGGAGCGGCAUGUCGUCGACGUCGUCCUACCCGUCCCAUCUUUACGCCCACUAUUCGGCUGCUGCUCCGCCAUCGUAG
This is a messenger RNA of Pseudozyma flocculosa PF-1, 2463 nucleotides long. RefSeq lists its product as uncharacterized. The record is from RefSeq and is a predicted model, not a curated record. The coding region runs from base 1 to 2463 and encodes 820 amino acids. NCBI's taxonomy places the organism in Eukaryota, Fungi, Basidiomycota, Ustilaginomycetes, Ustilaginales, Ustilaginaceae. The transcript has 2 exons.